AUGGAGAUAUAUAUGAAAUUGAACGAAAUUCUAUGUAGAGCAGCACAACAAUUAGCUGAUGAACAUAUGGAUCAAAUAAGACGUAAUCAAUAUUGUAUUUUUGUACUUGGCCGAUCACCAUUAACAAAUACACAAGCAACACAUGAAAUAAUUGAAGAAGCUAAAAUAUUAUUUCAACAUGAUUUACAAGCCAUGGAUUUUGGUAUUGUAAUUCAAAAAUCACAAGUUAAUAAUAAAGAUGAUGAACAUAUAUUAGAAUUUGAUACGGAUUCCAAUGAUGAAAGUGAAAAUGAAUAUGAUAUAUCUUCAUCAAGAGUAUCUUC
Rotaria sp. Silwood2 is the source of this 323-nucleotide messenger RNA. Lineage: Eukaryota; Metazoa; Rotifera; Eurotatoria; Philodinida; Philodinidae. The record is from the annotation of a GenBank genome assembly.